Antechinus flavipes (yellow-footed antechinus) is the source of this 5083-nucleotide messenger RNA. RefSeq names its product bromodomain testis associated (gene BRDT). Gene Ontology annotation, biological process: chromatin remodeling; positive regulation of transcription elongation by RNA polymerase II. Gene Ontology annotation, cellular component: nucleus; chromatin. The coding region runs from base 139 to 3039 and encodes 966 amino acids. NCBI's taxonomy places the organism in Eukaryota, Metazoa, Chordata, Mammalia, Dasyuromorphia, Dasyuridae. The record is from RefSeq and is a predicted model, not a curated record. The transcript has 20 exons.
GACGCUACCAGAUCGCCUAUAAAAGUGCCUGCUAGAGCCCGCUUACUGCCGCCAUUUCGGGUGAGCGGUAACGGCGACGGGUGAGCGGCGAUAUAUGUGUAGGGAAAACAACUCCCCAUCAGGAAAAAGCUGUUCACGAUGUCUCUGUCAAGUCGACAGAUGGCUAUUGUCAACCCCCCUCCACCAGAGUACAUAAAUGCCAAAAAAACGGGCCGUCUCACAAACCAGCUGCAGUUCCUGCAGAAGGUGGUCCUGAAGGCGCUGUGGCGGCACAGCUUCUCUUGGCCUUUCCAGCAGCCCGUGGAUGCUGCCAAGCUCAAGCUCCCGGACUAUUACAGCAUUAUUAAGAAGCCAAUGGAUUUGAGUACAAUUAAAAAGCGCUUGGAACAUAAAUACUAUGUGAAAUCAUCAGAAUGUAUAGAAGACUUGAAAACAAUGUUCUCCAAUUGUUAUUUAUACAAUAAGCCAGGUGAUGACAUUGUUCUCAUGGCACAAGCCUUAGAGAAACUGUUUACGCAAAAAAUGUCUCAGAUGCCUCCAGAAGAACAAGUAAUAGGUGGAAAAGAAAGGAAACGAAAAGGUACUCAGCCAUCUUCAGGAGUUUCUACUAUUAAGGAGAAACCGUCUCCCAAGGCAUCUGACAUGAUAGCCAAGCAGCAAGCGAUUCCACCACCUGUGUGUCCGCAGACGGCACUUUCUCCAUUGCAUGUGGCUAAAGCAGCUUUGCCGAGCUGUACUACCCAAGUUAAAAGGGGUGUGAAAAGAAAGGCAGAUACUACAACCCCUACAACUUCAAUCGUUACAGCAAGUAGUGAAUCUUCACCAACUCUAGUUGAACACAAAUCUGCUAAAAUACCACUUUUAAAAGAGAAAGUCGUGAAGAAUAUUGUACCAGAUUCUCAGCAACAAUAUAAAGUUGUGAAAAGUGUUAAAUUAACCGAGCAAUUAAAAUACUGUAAUGAGAUUCUUAAAGAAAUGUUUGCAAAGAAACAUGUAGCAUAUGCUUGGCCUUUUUAUAAACCUGUUGAUGUUACAGCUUUAGGACUCCAUAAUUACUAUGAUGUUGUUAAAAAUCCAAUGGAUCUUGGAACAAUUAAAAAAAAAAUGGACAACCAAGAAUAUAAGGAUGCACAUGAAUUUGCUGCUGAUGUUCGGUUAAUGUUUAUGAAUUGUUACAAGUAUAACCCUCCAGAUCAUGAAGUUGUAGCAAUGGCAAGAACCCUUCAGGAUGUUUUUGAGAUGCAGUUUGCUAAGAUCCCUGAUGAACCUAUUGAAAGGAUGCCUAUAUGUUACAUUAAAAAAGAUGUCACAAAAACAUAUCGUAGAGAAAGUAGCAGUGAUGCUUCCUCCGAAGACAACUCUUCUGAAGAGUCAGCUGAUGAACGAGUCCAGCACUUGGCAAAACUUCAGGAGCAGCUUAAAGCUGUUCAUCAACAACUACAAGUUCUGUCUCAAGUACCUUACCACAAGCUAAAGAAAAAGAAUGAAAGAUCUAAACGAGGGAAGAAGAAAGAAAAAAAGAAAUUUAUCAACAAGGAUGAAAGUCAGAGGAAGAAAUUGAAGCAAAUAAAACUAAAGAAAAAGCUGAAAAACAGUCAGCCAAAAAAGACCAAGCAACAAACGUUGACGUAUAAAUCUGAGGAUGAAGAUAAUACUAAGCCUAUGAAUUAUGAUGAGAAAAGACAGUUAAGCUUGGAUAUAAACAAACUCCCCGGAGACAAGCUUGGGCGAGUGGUCCAUAUAAUAGAGUCGAGAGAACCAUCUUUAAGAAAUUCUAAUCCUGAUGAGAUAGAAAUUGACUUUGAAACACUAAAAGCAUCAACCCUGAGAGAACUGGAAAAAUACGUCAUGGCCUGUCUGAGAAAGAGACCCCGGAAACUUCAUGCUAAGAAAAUAAUGAAAUCCAAAGAAGAGCUUCAUUCACAGAAAAAACAGGAGUUGGAAAAGCGGUUACUGGAUGUCAGUAACCAGCUAAAUUCUAGAAAACGCCAAACAAAAUCUGAGAAAACUCAAGUGUCCAAGGCAGCUGGAGGGGCCACGAGGCUGAGCGAGAGCAGCAGCAGCAGCGCCGGCGGCAGCAGCUCCUCGGGCUCGGGCAGCAGCAGCAGCGACUCGAGCUCCUCCGAUAGCAGCGAUUCCGAAUCAGAAACAUUUCCUAAGUUAACUGGACUCAGACCGAGUGACUCCCCCUCCAAAGGAAAAAUGAAGAUCUUGUCUUCUUGUGAAGUAUUAAAUCAAGAUCUAUUGGCUCUUAAGAAUCACCAAGAACCUCAACAGUCACAGACUUUGCAAAGCCUUCCACCAGCACAAAUGAACAUAUCUCUUUCAAGUCCUCCUAAAACUGUGUCCCCGGGAGGUGGACAGCGGCUGCCCGAGGCCUCGGGGGUCCAUCAGCACUUGCUCGUUGCUUCAGAGAAUACUUCCUUAAGUGGUGACAGAAAAGAUGAGGCCCUGUCUGUAGUGAAGGCUGGAAAGUCAAGCUCGCUUCCAAACACAGUGUGGGAAGGAAUCGACUGCAACCCUGUGAGAAAAGUGGAAAGGGAGGCCGGGAUGCAGCCCACCGGCACCGAGGAGAGCGUGUCAGAGCCCGACCUUGACCAAGGGCCUGUGAAGAAGGAUAUAAAGAUCAGAAACGUGGACUCUUGGACCAAUUUAGGGAAAACGGUCUCCCCGUCCGUGUCAUCCAAAUCGUCAGAUAACCUCUUCAGGCAGUUCCAAAAAGCAGCCAUUGAAAAAGAAGUGAGGACUCGCUCUCAGGAGCUGAGAAGGAAGCAGCUGGGCCUGAAGCUGGAGGAGCUCAAGCUGCAGCCUGAGCCACAGAGGGACUUGGACAAGAAUGCAGAUAAAGUUCAAGAUGACUAUUACCCUGAGGUACAGAAGCCAUUCCCAGCCCCAUUGGAAGCUCACAGGCUUAUCAAAGAUCGCAAUUUGGCAAGAAAGAAAGAGCAAGAACGAAGAAGGAGGGAGGCCAUGGCCAGCACCAUUGACAUGAAUCUGCAAAGCGACAUUAUGAUGACCUUUGAAGAAAACCUCGAUUAAGUUGGAUGUUCUGAAUUAGUUAGUGGUUCAUUUGAUUAAGUCCCAAGCAUGAAGGGAACAAAGUUUAAUAAAAGCUCAAGGCAGGGUGAAAGGAGACUCUGUUAGCAGAGUUACAUUGGGUUCUAAUUCAUGGUGACUAAAAAGAUUUUCAACUAUUUUCUUUAACUCCUGGUUUUUUAUAUUCCCGGUAUUUUUUACGUUAACUAAAUUUACAAAUUUAUAGUUUUGUAAUGCUAAUUCCCUAGAUUAUGGGUGCUUACUUAGUAAUCUUGUGAAAUAUUAAGAAACCUAUAUAGGAAUAUUCCGAAACAAUUUAAAGGACUUUGAACUCUAGUCUCUAGUCUUUCCUUUUAAUUUUUAUCUUUUAUAAACCAAGCAUUUAUUUGCCUUUGAAAAUGAGCGCUUAUCUCAACAAAUGCUUUUAUUCUGGCUUCUUCCUAUAAUUGUGAGCUCCCAAUUGUGAGCACUUCUUUUUGAGCCUUGUGGUCUUCGUGCUUUAAACUUGAACAAAAUACUUUUUUGAAGUUUUCUAUAAGUCACUCAGUAAAUAAAUUCCAUUGGCAACAUCCACAGGAUACCCUUUGGUACAGCUCAGGUGUGUUCUCACAUAGCAUACUAAGAUGAACCAUCUAGCAUCCUAGAUGGCUUUUUCAGGCAGUGUAUUUUAAGAGUUUAUUUUAUCCUAAUUAUUUUCUAAAAGUGAGUAGGACGUAAACAAACUAGCCUGCUUUUUACCUGAUGGAUAAGCCAGAAGACCCCUGUUGCCAGCACAGCAAAACUUGGAUAAUGCUUCUGCCUUCUGAGUUUUUCAUUCUGAAAUUUGGAUAACAGUCCAAAGAGCUCCCAUUUGUAAAGCACUUAAUGCUGUGCCUGAUACAUUGUAAGCAUUGUAUAAAUAUUAGCUAUCACUUAUUCAUAUCUAGAUUUUUUUUCCCUCUUAACUAAAUACAAGUUCUUGUACACUUUACAGUUCUUGUACACUGUAUAAUUUAAUAACUUGAGACAUCUACAUGGUAGAAACUGAAAUCUAAGAGUUAAUACCCAGACAGCUUGAUUUUAUUUUAUUUUUUUAAUUUAUCUUUUUUUAGGACAUAUUUUUUUCAGGUCAGUUUUUAGUUUAUACUCAGUAAUUUAAUGACCUGAGUUUUUAAAAAAUUAAUUACAUAAAAAUAACCUGCAGUUAACACAAUAUAUAAAAUAAUCCACAAGUAAGAAAAAUAAAAAUUAGCAUACUGUUAACUCUGCUUCAUAAAUUACUUGAAGAAAUUCCCUUAUGUUUACCAGUAGACUUCUGUUGGGUUUAUCUAAAGUUAUCAAAGUUUAAAGUUGAGUAAAGACCUUAUAACUACCCUAUAUUUACUGCCAUUUUCUAUUAAUUAAACAGAUGCAUCUGUAUACGCUCUUAUCAGUUCGCACUGCUGUACUUCGGUAUAUUACAAGACUCGGUAACGUUCUCAUCCAGAUACUCCUUUCCUUUAGUCCACAAAGGCCAAUUACCUGGUUAGAAGUCUAUCCACAUUUCAGUAGGCUGGUCUUCAUUUGAUUAGUAAGCCAUGUUCGAAAAGUGUUUUUAGCUUGAUCAAUACUCAAGUAUGCAUUCUCCUCGCAUACCUUUCAAGAACAUAGGGGCCCCUCCACGUCUAUAUGUGAGGAAGCCUAGGUGUCCGAAAAACCUGUGUUACACAAUGCAAAUGAUCCCCCCAACAGCUUUCCUAGUUGUAGUGGUCACAAUUUAGUCAGUACAAAUAUAGGGCAUGGAGGAGGAAGAGGAUUGACAUUAGGAGUUGUCUGUGCACCUGAGAACACCACCUGGUCCUUCAGGGUCCUGGUCCCCCCAUUCUUUGCCCAGUUCCCCCCCAAAUCAACAUGGUCUCUAGUAGUAUAAUCUGUAUAAUAUGAAGUAUGUCAACCUUUACGUUAUCCCUUAGGCAUGUUCUUAAAAAGCUGUGUAUAGAUAAUGAAGUUUUGUUGACUCACUUUUGAAAAUGUAUUCAGUUUCAUUCAAAGAUCUUAAUGAGCAAUAAACAUUGAAUUCUAAAAUUCA